AUCAAAGUCUAAAAUCAUUCGCCAUUUUUUUUCUCGGCAAUAAACCAGCUAGGUCAAGAAAAACAAUUUUGUAAAAAUGAGUGGGGAAAUGACCAUGAAGAAAACGGUUGAACAGCUCAGGCGAGAAGCUGGUGUGGAUAGAAUGAAGGUUUCUCAAGCUGCCGAAGACUUGCAGCAGUACUGUGAGAACAAUGCCAACAACGAUGCUCUGCUUACCGGUGUAUACUUAACUGGUAACCCCUUCAAAGACAAGAAAGGCUGCACCAUCAUCUGACUUUACAGAUGAAAUGCUGUUAUAAACAUAAUCACCUGGAUAACCAUGGAAAAGUGUAAACUCUCUCAGCACCAGUCAUUAUAUUUAAGACAAAGAAAGAAAUCUUGCCAAACUGUGCAUCCCAUCCAACCUAUCUACACUCCAAACAAAGGACCGAAGCUCAAACUUGCUUAUGAUCAUGAAUCAUCAAAAUAUGUUCCAGAUAAGGCCACACAAUAUUUUCUUGUAUCAUCCAUAGCUUUGUUCAGCGUGUUUUUUAGUCGACACAAAUCAAAGCACUGUAACACAUGAUGCCAUCGAAAAAAAUAAGUGUGUUGAAAUUAAAUUAAUAUUUUCAAGGCUGAGAACUAUUGGCAGUUUUCUAUGUUCAAGUUAUAAACCACACCUAUUUAUGUUAUGUUUUGAAAAGUUGCAAUAUUUAUCAUGUUUUUUUUAACAUUGUUUGUGUUAGUAAAGUUGUGUUUAGAACUGUCCAACUGAAAUAGAAAAACCCUGGUGGUAAACUUCUAAAAUUCACAUCGGAAAUAAUAUUUGACUGUGCUUAGCACCGUUUGGUGCUUACAGGCUUUAUGAAUGUAGGCCCUGUACCCCUUUCAAGUUUUAACUCGAGAGUUGAGACUCGUUCAAUGUCCAAUGUCAUAGUGUUCACACAUUAGUUUUGUUAUUAGAAUCAGUGCAUAAUGGACUAACAAGGUAAAUCCUCCAAAGCAAAACUCUUGAUCAUCCUUCUGGCCUUUUAUACUAAGCCUCAUAAUGGUCAACUGACCAUGACCUGGGUCACCUAACAAGCCAUACCAUUUCCUCCAUUUGUCCUUGUAAACUGGCAAAUGAAACAUUGACAACUCUAUAGUGCAAUGCAAUAAAAAAGCCACUACUUUUUAUCACAGGAAAGCAUGUACAUGUAUUACUGUUCCAUAAUAAAGUCAGUGACUGCUUCAUAUUCCGACAGCCCUAUGUUCCGACACCCCUAGGUUCCUU
Molecule: messenger RNA, 1252 nt
Organism: Asterias rubens (European starfish)
Lineage: Eukaryota; Metazoa; Echinodermata; Asteroidea; Forcipulatida; Asteriidae
Product: guanine nucleotide-binding protein G(I)/G(S)/G(O) subunit gamma-7-like
Exons: 3
Coding region: 77-274 (65 amino acids)
Biological process (GO): G protein-coupled receptor signaling pathway
Cellular component (GO): heterotrimeric G-protein complex
Molecular function (GO): G-protein beta-subunit binding
Source: RefSeq, a predicted model, not a curated record